Messenger RNA from Neofelis nebulosa (Clouded leopard), 2711 nucleotides. Its product is annotated as zinc finger protein 773-like. The record is from RefSeq and is a predicted model, not a curated record. The coding region runs from base 228 to 1583 and encodes 451 amino acids. The transcript is spliced from 4 exons. Lineage: Eukaryota; Metazoa; Chordata; Mammalia; Carnivora; Felidae. Gene Ontology annotation, biological process: regulation of DNA-templated transcription.
GCGGCCGCAGGGGCGGGCGUUUCGGGGUGUCUAGGGCCGCUCGGUCUGAUCUGAGGCUCCCGGAGGCUGCCCUGGGGCUGGUGCAACGGGAGCGGGAAGCCGCGAGAGGAGGCCGGUCCGAGGCUCGCCAGCUGCGUCCGGGGGUGACCCCGAUUCUGGAUCGGGGUCGGGGGUGCGCGGGGCCCGUGCUGGUCCUCCUCUCCGGACGCCGUUCCGCCCAGAGUCCGAUGGCGGCGGCCGCGCGGAGGGGCCCGGCUCCGGGCUGUGUGACCUUUGAGGACGUGGCUGUCCGCUUCUCCUGGGAAGAGUGGGGUCUCCUUGAUGAAGCCCAGAGACUCUUGUACCGUGAUGUGAUGCUGGAGAACUUUGCACUGAUGGCCUCUCUGGGACUCGCGUCUUCCAGAACUCAUGAAAUUACCCAGUUGGAGUGGUGGAGACAGCCCUCCUUGCCUCCCUGUGGAGUCAUGACUGCAGCCAUGCCAAGAGGUUUGUGGCGUAGACCAGAGGUCGAGGAAGCGCCUUCUGGGCAGAGCGUUUAUGUAGAAGGAGUGUUCAGAGCAAAACUUCAACAGCAGAAGCUGCACUGUGGAGAGAGAUCUUUAAGGAGAGAAGAGGGCAGGGAGGGUGGGAAGGACUUCCCAGUUAGUGCUGGUUUUCUUAACCAUCAGGUGACCCACAGUGGAGGGAAGCCACAUAGGAGCACCGAAGGUGGGGAGGCCUUCCAGCCUGGAAAAAGGCAUUAUGAAUGCAGUGAAUGUGGGAAAGCCUUUGGUCAGAAAUACUUACUUGUCCAGCACCAGAGACUACAUACUGGAGAAAAGCCUUAUGAGUGCAGUGAAUGCGGGAAGUUAUUUAGCCAUAAAUCAAACCUUUUUAUACACCAAAUAGUUCACACUGGAGAAAGGCCUUACGGGUGUAGGGAGUGUGGAAAAUCCUUUAGCCGCAAUGCCGACCUCAUUCAACACCAGAGAGUCCACACCGGAGAAAAGCCUUUUACAUGCAGUGAAUGUGGAAAAGCCUUCAGGCAUAAUUCCACGCUGGUUCAGCAUCACAGGAUCCACACUGGAGUGAGGCCUUAUGAGUGCAGCCAAUGUGGGAAAUUCUUUAGCUUUAACUCAAGCCUCAUGAAACACCAGAGAGUUCACACUGGAGAAAGACCUUAUAAGUGCAGUGAAUGUGGGAAAUUCUAUAGCCACAAGUCAAGCCUUAUUAAUCACUGGAGGGUUCAUACUGGAGAAAGGCCUUAUGAGUGCAGCGAAUGUGGGAAAUUUUUUAGCCAAAGCUCUAGCCUCAUGCAACAUCGAAAAGUUCACACUGGAGAGAAGCCUUUUAAGUGCAACGAAUGUGGGAGAUUCUUUAGUGAGAAUUCCAGCCUUGUUAAACACCAGAGGGUUCACACUGGAGUGAGACCUUAUGAGUGCAGGGAAUGUGGGAAGUUUUUUCGCCACAGCUCCAGCCUUGUUAAACACCGGAGGAUUCACACUGGAGAAAUGCCUUAUGAGUGCAGUAAUUGUGGGAAAUCCUUUAGCCAGCGUUUCAACCUCAUUCAACACCAGAAAGUUCACAGUGGAGAAAGGUCUUGAAUGCAACUAAUGUGGAAAAGCCUUUUACCAAAGGUCUGCUCUGAUUCAGCAGUGUAAGCUUCAGUCCAGGUAGGCUGAUGCAUACAGUCAAUGUGAAGAGUCUUUUGGCUUCAGCCACAGACUUAACCUUGUUGGGCAUCAGAACGUUCACACUGGAGAGAAGCUUUAGGAUUGCAGUGCACGUGUGGUCUCACGGGCAUCCUAACUUCAGACAGAGGAGCUCUGCACGUAGCCUUCGUGAGGGAGCCACAGUGGAACAUCACUCAUCCAGCUAUGCUGACAUACUGCCUCCUGAGAAGGUCGGCCUCUGCCUCGGAGCUCCAGGAAGAGGGAUUCCCGUGUUCCUGGAUGUAUCCAUUUGGAGCAGAGUUCUACCUCUGUCACUGGAAUGGGGAGAGGUAAUGGUCUUGGUUCAGAUGUGACUGGCUCUUGCUGUUCUUACUGAAUAUUAGGUGUUCUGGAGGAAAUGUUUUCCUUGUUUGCAGUAUACCCUUAGGAUCAUUUCCAGAGACUUUAAGUUGUGUUUUUGUAAUUUUCCCCAAUUUUAAUAAGCAGGCCCACAAAGUUCCUCACACUGUCAUGCAGGAAGUUGAUCUAUUUAACUUUGCAAGAACUUGCCAAGUUGUGUUCUAGAUAGUUGUGACAUUUCAUAUUUCCUCCUAAAGUAUAUUCGAUUUCCAGUUUCUUCACAUUAUUGCUGACCUUUGUGUGUAAGACACAGGCCCUUUAUUCAUUUCAGCCACUCUAGUAGGUGUGUGAUUUUACCUUGCAUCUCCAUAGUGAGUCAGUGUUGAGCAUUAUUCUCUGUGUUUAUCUGCCACCCAUGUGUCUUCCUUAGGGAAUUGUCUGUGGUUUUUUGCCUACUUUUAGAAAAAUUGGUUGGUGUCUUACUAUUUUGUGAUUUGAUAUAUUCUACAUAGAUAGAAGUUCCUUAUUUGGUAUAUCUUUACCAGCGUUUUCUCACAGUCUGUGCCUUUGAUUUUCAUUUCUUAAAAGUCUCUUCCCUAGGGCAGAAUUUGUUAAUUUUCAUGAAGUUCAAUUUAUUUGUUAGUGACUGCACGUUUGGUAUUCUCUUCUUUUUCUUUUAUGGUACUAUAUCUUGUCUAUAAAUAAAAGUCUUUCUGAGUA